Molecule: messenger RNA, 1410 nt
Organism: Neltuma alba
Lineage: Eukaryota; Viridiplantae; Streptophyta; Magnoliopsida; Fabales; Fabaceae
Exons: 8
Coding region: 423-863 (146 amino acids)
Source: RefSeq, a predicted model, not a curated record
GAUACUGAAUUUAUGACAGCCGUGCAGGAACAGAUAUUUGAGCGUGUGAUUAACAUGAGGCAACAAUAUUGAACCAUAGCUGAGUCAGAAGCAGGCAAGAAGCGGGGGGAAAUCUGAGACCCGGCUUGUGGCUGUGGACUAGAAGCCCAACUAUCCAUCUGCAUCGGCAUCGUUGUUUGAUUUCUGAGGGCAUUCAAAGAACAUGUCUGCGGCAACUUCGAUCUCAAGUCCUGGGUCUCCAUAUCUGAGCCACCUGUCCUCCUCUUCUAAAACCACCUGUUCCGUUUUGUGUGGCCCCACUCCUUCUUGCAGAACCUUUUCCUCGGUUUCCACGCUCUCUCAAUCACCGCUUCCUCAGACUAACAUCCAGGUCAUUUGCGCGGACCUCAACCUUCCAUGGCUUCAGGCGCUUUUCCCCUGUCAUGGAGUGGCAGGAUUGCACGGUUAAGAUGGAGGUUAAUGUGCCUGCCUCAGCUGCCUAUAAUUUUUAUUCUGAUCGUGAAGCCAUCCCUCGGUGGAUGCCCUUUAUUUCCUCUGUUACGGUUUUGCCUGAUAAACCUGACCUGUCAAGGUGGUCCUUGAAGUAUAAAGCAUUCGGUCGUGACAUCGAAUACUCUUGGCUUGCCCGUAAUAUGCAGCCUAUUCCAAAUCAGAAAAUACACUGGCGAUCACUGGAAGGUCUUCCUAACAGGGGCGCUGUUCGAUUUUAUCCAAAAAGUCCUUCAUCAUGUGUAGUAGAACUGACAGUAUCAUACGAAGUUCCUCAACUCUUAGCUCCCGUGGCAUCGGCACUGCAACCAUUUCUUGAGCGCUUACUGCGACGUGGUUUGGAACGAUUUGCUAGUUUGGCACAGAGCUACUAAAUCACCUGGCCUGGCGGAGCCCUUCUGACUUUCUAAAUGGUUGGAUUCUGGAUAAAUCCACUGGAGAAAAUCAUUUGCUAUGACAGAAAUCCGUAAAGGCUCCUUCUUUUCGGUACUACUUAUUUCUUGAUGUUUACAGGUAAUCUUGCUCAUGACAACUAUAACGCAUAAGAAUUGCUCUCAAGGUCUUGAAUAGUUUCUUCCCCCUAUCAGGUUUGCACUUGCAAAUGCUCCCGGGAAUUUAUAUUUAUAUCCAUAGGCGUCUCCAUAAUGGGAAUGGGUCCCGAAACAAUUGGACAAGCCAGAGGAGAUUGUGAUCAUGCCGUGGAGUGACGAAGCGUCUUUUGAAUGCUAAUAGCUCAUUCUUCUUUAAGACGAAUCUUGAUUUAUAUCAUGCGUGGCCUUUUAGUUAUUCACUUGUUUGCCGUUAUCUGUUCUUGAUUUCCCAAGAUAGAGUUUGAUUUCUUUCAUGUCUUGCUUUCGAUUCGUGGCCUUUUUAGUUACCGCCUGCUAUAUUAUUUUCAAUCAAACCACGUUUUUAAUCCUA